Molecule: messenger RNA, 542 nt
Organism: Tetranychus urticae (two-spotted spider mite)
Lineage: Eukaryota; Metazoa; Arthropoda; Arachnida; Trombidiformes; Tetranychidae
Source: RefSeq, a predicted model, not a curated record
AGAUAAUGAAAAAAUUGAAACAAGAGAUCGAUAAAAUGAAGAAGGCAGUUGAAGAAAAACAAAAUCGUCAAAAAGUAUCAAAGGAGGAAAAGAAGAAGACAUCAGGAUUGAAAGCACGAUUGGCGAAGAAGGGUUUAAUACAUUUUUCAUCUUAAGUCACGUUUAAAAAGGCCAGCUGCUAAACACUUUCCUAAUAAUGCAUCUUUACCAGUUUUUCUUUGUUCGCAUUUGUGGGCUCCGACCAGGAAACAUCUCUGUAAUAAUUCCAUUUUUCUUUUUUUCUCAUCUUCUUUUCUCCUUUUUUCAUCUCUUUUCUUUUUCUCUUCUUUCUUCUUUUUAUCAUCUCCUUCAUCUUCUCCAUGUUCUUCAUUUUCUUCAUUAAUAGAGUCAAAAAAGUUCGUGAACAUGUUAAUAUGCAAAUCUUUUCGCACAGCUUUAUAAAGUCCAGCUUGAAAACAUUUAUUUAGUAAAGUGUUGUUGUUGUAUUCAAUCGGCGUGUGAGUCGUUGGAGAAAAAUUAAACUCUGAAUGUUGAUCUGUUAA